AGUCACAGAGAAUGACAAACAGUCGGACUUCGAAAUAUUAACAUUAGUCUCUCUAAUCUGUUACUACAAAACAAAUGCUAUAACUUCUGUUUUGUGAUCAAUUCUAGCUUAUUUUUCUCAAUUUUUAGUUUAAAAAUUAUAAAUAUAAUAAAAUGUUUACGGAUAAUCAAGAUCAUGAUUGCGCUGUGUGUUUACAAAAAUGUCAUCACCCAACACAGCUUCCUUGUGGUCAUAUUUUUUGUUUUCUCUGUGUUAAAGGUAUAGCAAUACAAAGUAAAAAGUGUGCAAUGUGCCGUGCUGAUAUACCAUCUGAUUACCUUGAUCAUCCAGUGUUACUGGAAAAUCUCUCUACCUUACUAGAAAAUACACACUCUGAUACUGAACAAUAUCAGUGGUAUUAUGAAGGAAGAAAUGGUUGGUGGAAAUAUGAUGAACGCAGUAAUACUGAAUUAGAAGCCGCUUUCAAUAAUGGAGAUGUUGAGUGUACCCUUCUUAUAGCUGGGGCAUUAUAUAGUAUUGAUUUCCAGAAUAUGGUGCAAGUGCGACGCAGUGAUCCCACAAGACGUCGUCUAGUACGCCGUGAUCACUCCAUGUUGCAAGCAAAAGGAGUAGCUGGAAUAAAACAUUUUGACAGUAAUAAAACCGCGCAACCUAAAAGUAGCAGUGAAAACAAUGUGAAUGAAAUAAUUAACCAAGAAGCAGAAGAUGAAAUUAUUGAAAUUUCAGAUAAUGAAGAUGUCAUUCCGAUUUAUAACACUGACUCUUCUCAACAUGAAGAGACUGAUGAUAUAAUUCAAAGAUUUAGCACAGUAAACUUACGUGAACCAGAAUCUCCUACAAAUAUUUCCUCAACUGAAGAUACAUGAUUGUAAAUUAUAUUUGUCAAGUCAGGAUAUUUCCAAAGAUAAAAUUUGGAAUCAUAAUAUAUUAUGUACCUAUUAUAUCAGUUUAUACGUUUGCAUGUACCUACUUAAGAUGUACUUAGAAAAUUGUUAAAGGAAUGUCCUUUUUUUUAAUUGUAAAUUUAUAUUAGUGCCAAAAUAAACAUUGUCUAUGGUGGUCACUAAAUUGAUUAUAGUUACAUUUAUGAUUAAAUAUUUAGUAAUUUAUUAAUUGCAGAUUGUUAUAGAAAUUAUUAAAAUAAAAUCAUAAUAACUAUGAUUACUCUGGUUUCGUAUAAGAGGUCCGGUUUUAAACCUUGCUCUCUUAAAUAUGAUUUUCAUAUAUUAAAAAUGUUAAUAAGUUGUUAGUAUUAUUUAUGUUGAAUUUGAUGAUAUAAAAGAUAACCUCUAGCCUAUUAAUUUAGUAGUGUGCACAACAUUGGUAAGUAUAUGUAUGUAAGUUGUAUGUAGCAGGUAAGGACGUUGUGCCUGCCUAUAAUUAGUAUGGUGUUGCACAUAAGUUGUUAGUGUACAGUUUUCAAGCAGUAGAUCUUUAUUUUAUAAAGUUCAUUCACAACUGAGUAUUUGCUCACAUUAUUGAAGUCUAAUAUAAUGCUUAUGUAUUUUAAGUUAAUUUUACUUCUAGGAAUUCUGCAUUAAUAAUACAUGGUACAAAAUAAGUGCUAGGUAUAGUAAUGAUAGGGAGAAAUAGGUAUGAAUUAGAAACUGUAUAUUAUCUAUCUGUCUGUAGUACAAUCAUUGCAUACAAAUCUGUUUUUAACUUAUUUGAAUAUUAGACUAAUUGGCACUGAAUGUAAUGAGGAUAUUAUAAAUUAAAAUACAUAACUUUGAAGA
Molecule: messenger RNA, 1736 nt
Organism: Galleria mellonella (greater wax moth)
Lineage: Eukaryota; Metazoa; Arthropoda; Insecta; Lepidoptera; Pyralidae
Gene: Rnf146
Product: E3 ubiquitin-protein ligase rnf146
Exons: 6
Coding region: 153-866 (237 amino acids)
Biological process (GO): ubiquitin-dependent protein catabolic process; Wnt signaling pathway
Cellular component (GO): nucleus; cytoplasm
Molecular function (GO): poly-ADP-D-ribose binding; ubiquitin protein ligase activity; zinc ion binding
Source: RefSeq, a predicted model, not a curated record